CCAGGUACCGAACGGAGGACUCAGAGCUGUGAGAUUGAACAAUUCGUCGAUCGGAAUCGGGCGGACGUCGAUCGGACUUGGGCUUUACCGUUGAUCGGAAUUGGGGUUUUCAGUUGCUAACUGAAGAGCAAACGCAAGAAUCAGUAAGACAGAAGAGAGGAUGCUGCCGACAACAUCGAAAGGGCGAACGCCCUCUCGCGCCAAUCCCAUUUUCCCUCAGUACCUCCGGAGAAUAGUCAAGUGGCAACAAAUGGAUAUUGAAUACACUUUCUGGCAAAUGCUUCAUUUGUGUACCUCGCCAAAAGUUGUCUAUCAGCAUACCAAGUACCAUAAGCAAACAAAAAAUCAGUGGGCACGUGAUGAUCCUGCUUUUAUUGUAAUUUGCAUUCUUCUCUUGGCAGUUUCAGCUGUUGCGUAUUCUGCAGCGUAUGAUCAUAGCAUUGGGCAUGCUGUUUUUGUGGUUUUCUCAGUGACGUGCGUCCAUUUUCUAUUAGCGGGAGCAGUUGUUGCUACAGUUUGCUGGUUUCUGACAAAUACUUAUCUUCGGGAAGAAACCUCAAACAGUCAUGUGGUAGAACAACGCGUUGAAUGGUUGUAUGCAUUUGAUGUGCACUGUAACUCCUUUUUCCCAUUGUUUGUUGUGCUGUAUGUGAUACAUUUUUUCAUAUCACCUCUUCUGGUUGCACAUGGCUUCAUUCCACUUCUGCUGUCAAAUCUGAUUUUUACGGUGGCCAUGUCUUACUAUCACUACCUCAACUUUUUAGGUUAUGACGUGCUCCCAUUUCUAGAGAAGACCACUUUCUUUCUAUAUCCAAUCGGCAUUGUCAUCAUUUUUACACCCAUCUUGAUCUUAAGCGGGUUCAAUCCAUCAAGAUACUUUAUGAACAUUUACUACAGUCAACGGUCAUGAUUUGUUGAACUCAAACCUAUUUGAAGUUUGAUAUGGUAUACAUGGGCAUGGGAGUUAACUUUGAAAACUUACAUGAAUGUUAGAAGAUGAAUAGUGUAUGAUGAUGCAUGCAUGCAUGCAUGCAUGAAUGAAUGCAUCCAUCCUUUAUUGCUUAAUGUAUACAGAAGGGAAAGCUAGGAUCACCAUGCACCACAGCAGCUUCUUUGUGUUCUCACAUGUGUAAAUGCACCUUAAUGCUAUUCUGGUUGAAAAUUUGUAGUGAUAUCAGGGUCAACAAUGUCUUUUUUACAUGGCCCCAGAUUUGAGGAAAGAAAUGAGGUUGAAUAGAACCAUUUUUGCUAUGCUA
Molecule: messenger RNA, 1256 nt
Organism: Cynara cardunculus var. scolymus (artichoke)
Lineage: Eukaryota; Viridiplantae; Streptophyta; Magnoliopsida; Asterales; Asteraceae
Product: protein unc-50 homolog
Exons: 10
Coding region: 161-910 (249 amino acids)
Cellular component (GO): Golgi membrane
Source: RefSeq, a predicted model, not a curated record